UACGAUAGAUAUCGCGAUAGUUGCAUUAUGAAGACCUAAAAAAUAAUCCAUGUUCCGUAAAUUCCUCCAUAAAGUAGCCAUGAAAGAACCCGAAUAAAGUGACAAUAACUUGCUCACACAGCCAAUUAAGAAUACAAUUAUAUCUUACAGUUUAUUCCUCUCUUUGCCUGUCUGGUGAAUGGACGUAUAAGGUUUUGCCCUUGGUAGCGAAAUGGACACAGGAGAAGUGAGGAAGAAAACAACACCAGGGGAUUUGUUCUCACAAACAAGACAUUGUGAGGGUAAACAACUCCAGUAAGUCUCUGGUCAUAUUUCCGUACGCUGCCUGACUGCUGAGCUGGAGUCUACAAUACAGGCUUCAACAGAAAUCCACAGGCUUUAUAUCCCAUUUACAACCUUUGCAGGCAAUUACUGCUCAGAGUAAGUGAACUCUCCAUGGCCCGUGUUCUUUCCCUGUUUCGGCAUCAGCCUUUUCGGGUUCACGUGGGCAGGCGAAAACCUGCGUUGUGCAAAAUGUCAAUGGACUCCAGGGCACGCAUGGUGUUUGCAGCUGCAGUGGAAGCUGUGCAGCCAGACACAGUGGUCCGACAGAGUAUAGAGCGCAAGCAGGACUCGGUCAUUAUCAAUGGUCACACAUUUACACUCAAACACAACCUGCAUUUGGUGGGCUUCGGAAAAGCUGUACUGGGUAUGGCUGCAGAGGCAGAGAGGAUUUUGGGGGAUCAUUUAGUCAAAGGAGUAGUAAGCGUGCCACAUGGGAUUCAGCAGACAUUGCAGCAGAACGGAAAAGACCACCUGUUGUUAAAAGAAAACAGUCGCAUCAGAGUCAUGGAGGGAGCUAAACACAACUUGCCUGAUACUGAUGCCCAGAAGGCCGCUGAAGUAAUCAAGCAAUUAGCCAGUGAACUGACGGAGGAAGACCUGCUACUUGUACUGAUAUCAGGUGGAGGUUCAGCGCUAUUACCUGCACCCAUCCCACCAAUCUCGUUGCAAGAGAAACAGGAUGUUACCCGCAAACUUGCAGGUGCUGGUGCCACUAUUCAAGAGCUGAACACUGUGCGACGCGCCCUGUCUUUGUUGAAGGGUGGAAGACUUGCGCAUUAUGCUCACCCUGCCCAGGUAGUUUCACUGAUACUGUCAGAUGUUAUAGGGGACCCUCUGGACUUCAUUGCCAGCGGCCCCACAGUACCAAGUGAGGUGUGGCCUGAAGAAGUUUUAUCAGUCCUUGAACAUUACAAGCUGUUGAACUCGCUUCCAGCCUCAGUAAAGGAGGUCCUUGAGAGACCAAGUCCAAGUAGGAGCCAUAAAACAAAUGAAUCCAGCAGAUCGGGGCGUGUUCUCAACACUGUCAUUGGAUCCAACAGCAUUGCCCUCAAGUCGGCAGGUCGCCGUGCUCUAGAGUUAGGUUUCCGCCCUCUUGUGCUGGCACCAGGAGUGUGUGGUGAUGUGAGGGCAGUCUCCAAACUCUACGGCCUUCUGGCCCGCUUUGCAUGUUCUCGAGAGGAACCUCCUCCAGAGAUUGCUGCUGAGCUGCUGAAGCUGGGGCCUGAAGUUGGAGUGGAGAGCUGGGACCUCUGCCGUACCAUGCAGGUUCUGGGUGAAGGACGUACAGAAGGAUGGGGAUCCACGUGUCUGUUAGCCGGAGGUGAGCCCACCGUGGAGCUGACAGGCAAGGGUCGAGGUGGUCGUAACCAGGAGCUGGCUCUGCGAGUGGGACUGGAGCUGAGAGGCAUGCAGCUCCCGCCUACCGGCCCCGUCUUCCUGAGCGGUGGAACUGAUGGUCAGGAUGGACCCACUGAUGCAGCGGGGGCCAUCACGGACGGGGGGUUGUACGAAGAGGCACAAGCACAGGCGCUGGACGUCAACAACUUCCUCACCAACAAUGAUUCUUACACGUUUUUUUCACGUCUUUCUGCUGGGCAGCGCUUACUUGUACCUGGCUUAACCUGCACCAAUGUGAUGGAUGUGCACAUGCUGCUAAUUCCACCAAUCCCUAUUAACAUAGGAUAAAGCUCACAAAAUAAGAGGAUCUAGUUCUAGGGAAUACAUCAAAUAAAUAAAGUAAUUUACUAGUC
This is a messenger RNA of Gymnodraco acuticeps, 2075 nucleotides long. It is a transcript of the gene glyctk, whose product is annotated as glycerate kinase. Bases 436 to 2010 code for a protein of 524 amino acids. The record is from RefSeq and is a predicted model, not a curated record. Lineage: Eukaryota; Metazoa; Chordata; Actinopteri; Perciformes; Bathydraconidae. Gene Ontology annotation, biological process: protein phosphorylation. Gene Ontology annotation, cellular component: cytoplasm. Gene Ontology annotation, molecular function: glycerate kinase activity. The transcript has 7 exons.